Molecule: messenger RNA, 276 nt
Organism: Podospora bellae-mahoneyi
Lineage: Eukaryota; Fungi; Ascomycota; Sordariomycetes; Sordariales; Podosporaceae
Exons: 1
Coding region: 1-276 (91 amino acids)
Source: RefSeq, a predicted model, not a curated record
AUGUCAAACCCAGCCGCCAUCACAGCCACCUACACCUCCGAAACCAACGCCCCCUUCACCCUCUCCCUCCCCCAAACAACCCCCACCUCGACCGGUGCGGUAAAAGCCAAGCAGCAAUCCCUCUCCCAGCUCCGGGACUCGGUCCACUCCCUCCAAGCCACCAUCAACAAGGAGCUCACCCAAAGAAUGGAAGAAGACAACGCCCGCGCUGGAACAGCUGCGGUGGACAAGAAAGAGGAGGAGAACUACGGAGAGGAGGUCGUCGAGGAGGAUUGA